Molecule: messenger RNA, 2003 nt
Organism: Fundulus heteroclitus (mummichog)
Lineage: Eukaryota; Metazoa; Chordata; Actinopteri; Cyprinodontiformes; Fundulidae
Product: SH2 domain-containing protein 7
Exons: 8
Coding region: 356-1846 (496 amino acids)
Cellular component (GO): cytoplasm
Source: RefSeq, a predicted model, not a curated record
GAAGAUGAAGUGCUGACGCAACUUCUCUCCCGUCACUACGGUAAUCAGACGCUCCGUGGGUACAACUUCUCCCCCUCGCAAGCCGAUGCAUGCGUUUGCUCACAAACCGCUGUUCCUGUACACCUUGCUUUCCGUUUUCUCUUCAGGAAGCUCUCGCUUUGUUCAACAACCCUCAGCUCUCUUUGUUAUGCAAAUGACCGCAGCGCCGUUGCCGAGUAUACCUCUGCUUUCCAGACCGGUGGAAAAAUGUGUGUAAUUGUAAAUGUCAUCUGUCUAUAUCUCUCUGUGGGGGGUCACAAUCAAACCAUUUUCAGUUGGAGAUUACAGAGGUUCAGAAGCCUAGAGGAGAAUUUUAAUGUUUGCUGCAAUGACACCGGGCUCAAAUCACACUCUGCUAAUCACAAGGAGAGGGAUCGAAAGGCGCUGCUGCCCGUUGUGCCGACAACAACCAAAAGCCAGAUUGGAUAAUAUCGACUACUUUUCACAUUCAAGACCAAGGGAGGAGAAUCACACCAAGUCCCCCUGCUUUAGGACACGAGUGAAGUUUUGCUUCAAGGACAGGGUGAGGAUGGAGCAAAGGGAGCCGGCCGUGGAUCCCACUGCUGAAGCCGGGGAGGGGAGGCUCAGGGACUUGGCCUCCAAGUGGUUCAUAGACACUCAGCUGCCUCUUAUUGUCAACAACGGCCUCUUCCCCAGCUGGUUCCUGGGCUUCAUCAGCAGAAAGGAUGCUGAGGACAUACUCAGAGAAAAGGACCUUGGCUGUUUCCUGAUCCGGCUCAGUGAUAAAGCUAUUGGAUAUAUUCUGUCCUACAAAGGCAGAGAUCGGUGUCGGCACUUUGUGAUAAGCCAAAGCGAGACGGGAAAGUUUAUAGUCUGCGGAGACACAGAGGGACACAACACUAUGCUGGAUCUAAUAGAGCACUAUAAAACAAAACCCGUCGAGCCCUUUGGAGAGUAUCUGACUUCUCCAUGCUUUGGGGAUGUCAAUGAGGACCUCUAUGAUACCAUCCAUGUCAGCCCCAAACCCGAAGCUCCUCUCAGAGCAGCGAAGAAAGCAAAUAGACACCAGAUUAACUCAGUCACAGAGCCACAUCCAGUGCGGGCCCCAAGGAGCAUCCGACCUCAAGAGGAAGUGCCACCUUUGCCACGGAGGACCAGGCAUGUGGAGAGCACCCCAGUCGUUGACAGCGAUAGCGUUCUGUACGCUCAGCUUAGGAAGCAAACACCCAGGGAUGCAUCUAGAACCCACCACACCUCCAAAGACAAGUCCCCAGGCGCUAAUCACGGCAAAGCAGAGAGGCCGAAUAUCAAGGAGCAGAACAAUGGCAGGAGCAGUCCUCCAUCAGACCCUGAAUCUGUCUACUCUGAGCUCGGCGUGCUUGACGGCAAGAGCAUGUCCCUGCCUCUGCUGGACAGCAGCACGGACGGCGAGCAGAGUUACAGACUGAGCGUGCCUCCCGACACGCCGCCGAGGCUUUCCCCGAGGCCGGUCAGGCAGGCCUCCGGCGGCAUCUCGCAGUCGAACAGCAGCCACAGCCUGGACGGCCUGAGCGACCACUCGGUGUAUCACCUGGCCGGCGGAUAUAGCCCAACGCCCUCUGAACACGCGUCAUCCACAGAGCAGCUCAGUGACUCCCUGUACGCCGAGGUCUCCAUCGAGACGCCUGACAUCGAUAACGACGGCACAUACGAGAUCCUCCCCAACCACAAGGAGCCUGCCAAGCCCAAAGCCAGCAGCAACACGUACGAGAUCGUGGAGGAGACCAAACGCAAAUGCAACAACGGAUCCUGGGGGAUAAAGAAUGACAAAUGGAAAUGGCUCUUCCCCGAGAACAAGAGGAAAUGAUAAACCAACUAAUGAAGAUGUUUACCCAAUUUCACCUAUGUAACACUACUUUGCUACUUAUGCUGUACAUUUGCUCUCGUUGUAUAUAUUUAUUUAAAAUGGAUCAACCCUUGUCCAGUUAAUUGAAUUUAUUAAAGCUAUUGAACAUUUAAAAAAA